AUGUGCACUAGGUAUAAGCCCAUCGAUUCGAACGUCAAACGCAAUCGCUUUGCUAACUCAACGGAGGCCCAGACGCUUCGUGCCGUCAUCCGCCAAAACGACAGCCUCAUUCAUCACCUCAAUCACGAGCUCAAUAUUGCAGAGAGGACGAGAGCCGAGAUUCUCGCUCGCCAUUCAGCUGCAGUCACUCAGUUUGAAGCCGCCAACUCGGAGUUGCACGCGACUAAGACCUACAUUUCCAACAUAAAAAAGCAGAAGUCGCUUCUGUCCUCUCGAUCUUGCGAACUCAGAGGAAUUCUGAGCCCCCUUCGUCGUUUCCCUCCUGAAAUCCUCAGUUACAUCUUCACUCAUGCCGUGUGUGCUGAUCCUAUGGAUUCUAUUGUCGUAGCAAGUAAACUCUCGCAGGUUUGCGCUGCUUGGCGUCGAGCCGCCUUGAACUCGUCCAAUCUAGUCCAGCACCCACAAAUUACCAGCCUUUCCAUCGCAUCCGACAUUCCUCUCUUGUCCAUCUCGGAGAUUCUCCCAAGCCUUCCCAUGCUACGCAUCUACGGAUCAGCCCAAGUAUCACAGCUCUAUGAAUGGGACGAGAACACCGCCACCAUACCAAUUUUCAGUCGUCUACAGACUUUGAUCAUCAAGGGCUCUCGAUGGGGACUGGAUGCAGAGGCCGCUCAACUCCUCAUCGAGCGCCGUUGCCUCGCCAUUGGACGUCCUAAACGUGUCAACUGUCCAGGAAGGAAGGACCUGGCACCGUUGAAGCAAACAACACUUGUGAUGGAAGAGGAGGCUCGUUUGGGAACAUGGAAAGAUUGUGAGCUUUUGACGCUGGCAGAGACAAGUAGCGUUGAAAGAAAGUUCGACCCCAAAACUGAGGAAGAAUUGGUCUACUACAGAUACACCUGGGCGUCAUCGCUUGAUCGGGCCUCCGACUCGUAA
Messenger RNA from Serendipita indica DSM 11827, 936 nucleotides. NCBI's taxonomy places the organism in Eukaryota, Fungi, Basidiomycota, Agaricomycetes, Sebacinales, Serendipitaceae. The record is from the annotation of a GenBank genome assembly.